Molecule: messenger RNA, 2661 nt
Organism: Pararge aegeria (speckled wood butterfly)
Lineage: Eukaryota; Metazoa; Arthropoda; Insecta; Lepidoptera; Nymphalidae
Product: cationic amino acid transporter 2-like
Exons: 14
Coding region: 212-2137 (641 amino acids)
Biological process (GO): transmembrane transport; amino acid transport
Cellular component (GO): plasma membrane
Molecular function (GO): amino acid transmembrane transporter activity
Source: RefSeq, a predicted model, not a curated record
UCCACUGGUAUACAACUCUACCUACAAUAUUUAUCGAAAAUAAGAUGUUGACGUGAAAUAUGAGAAUUCCACUGAGUUCUUAUUACUGUUACCAAUUGCAUUGCUCCUAAUUAGGCUUUGAUUUGUAACUUGUCAACGGCGCAGUAUUUCUUCAGUCCCAUUCAAUAUUCAUUUACGUGGUAGUGUUAAGGUUAUGUAAAGCGUGGAAAAAAUGACUUUUCCUGAAGAAAAUUCAUUUCUAAAUGGUGAUAACACACGAGGACGUGGCAUGCCGGCCUAUACAGUAGGGCAGGCAUAUGCUGAUGGUGGGAUAAAGGCAGGAGCAGCCCGUGCUGCGAAACUUACCUACGAUGUGUUAUCGCGCCGCAAAGCAGCAGAGGAGGGUGUGGCUAGACUAGCACGGGUGCUUUCAGCUCUUGACCUAACCGCUUUGGGUGUGGGCAGCACCCUGGGUGUAGGGGUCUACGUGCUGGCAGGAGAUGUCGCUAAAAACUACGCGGGACCAGCUGUUAUACUGUCGUUUCUAUUAGCUGCUGUUGCUAGCGUGUUUGCUGGCCUAUGCUAUGCGGAGUUUGGUGCUCGAGUGCCGAAGGCCGGGUCAGCGUACGUGUACAGCUAUGUGUGCGUCGGCGAGUUCAUUGCUUUCAUUAUAGGAUGGAAUCUCAUACUGGAAUACAUUAUUGGUGCUGCGUCGGUAGUAAAAGCGCUGAGCGAAUACCUAGACUCUCUACUGUAUCAGGCGAUAUCCACUAAGCUGUAUGAAUGGAUGCCAAUGGACUCACCGCACCUAGCCCGCUACCCGGAUCUGUUUGCUUUCACCGUUGUUAUGGCGUUUUCUGUGGCGUUGGCGUUCGGCGUGAAGGAGUCUACGAAGUUCAACAACUUCUGCACGGGCGUCAACUUGUGCGUUGUACUUUUCGUCAUCAUCUCCGGAUCUUUCAAAGCGGAUACUAAGAACUGGCGUAUUCCAGCGUCCGAAGUCCCUCGGGACAAGGGCACUGACUUCGGCAGCGGCGGGUUCGCCCCCUACGGGAUCGCGGGCAUUAUCAAAGGCGCUGCCGUUUGCUUCUACGGGUUUAUUGGUUUCGACUGCGUGGCUACCGCUGGCGAGGAGGCCAGGAGACCACAAAAGAGCAUACCCUUCGCAGUGGUGGCUUCACUGCUCGUGGUGUUUCUGGCUUACUGUGGGGUAUCGUCCGUGCUCACUCUGAUGAUUCCAUAUUAUAUGCAGGACGAGAAAGCGCCCUUCCCGUACGUGUACGACCAGCUGGGCUGGCCGUGGGCGCGGUACGCCGUCAGCGUGGGCGCUAUCUGCGCACUCUGCUCCAGCUUGCUGGGCGCCGUGUUCCCGUUGCCGCGCAUCAUCUACGCGAUGGCGUCGGACGGGCUGCUGUUCCAGUUCAUGGGCCGCGUGAGCGAGAAGUACCAAACCCCCCUGGUGGGCACCAUGGUCGCGGGGCUGUUCACAGGGACCCUCGCGAUGAUGUUCGAGUUGAAGCAGCUCAUCCACAUGAUGUCCAUCGGGACCCUGCUGGCGUACUCCAUGGUGGCGUCCUGCGUACUGCUGCUCAGGUACGAGCGCAGCCAGUCGGUGCACCGCGCCGCCGAGCCGCUCAACCUGUCGGUGCGGAGCGCGCUGCGACAGCUGCUCAACUCCGAAGGGCACGCCACGCCCACUCGGCUCAGCUCCUCGCUGGUGGGCGUGCUUGUCACUUUGUACGGGGUGUGGUGCCUGGUGAUGAUGAACAGCGUCCACCAGCACGGCGACGCGAUCCUAGCAGGGGAGGCGGGCCCCGUUGCCGUCUUCGCCAUCGGCACCGCCCUGGUGGUCUUUACCCUCUACGCCAUUUCCAGGCAACCCGUCUCCGAGAAGAAGCUCGCUUUCUCCGUGCCGCUGGUGCCGUGGCUGCCGGGGCUCAGCAUCCUCAUCAACGUGUACCUGAUGCUGAACCUUGACUACAUGACGUGGCUGCGCUUCGCCGUCUGGAUCGCGGCCGGUCUGCUCAUCUACGUGACGUACGGCGCGUGGCACAGCUCGGAGCGCCGCAAGCCCCUGGACGCGGUUCAGCUGGCUGAGCUGCACAACGACAGCCAGACGGCGCUGCUGCAGCACAACUUGCAGCACACGAUCGGCUGACAGCGCGCCGCGCCCGCUGAUGAUGAGGGCAUUCCAGCGGACAGGGAUGUGGUCAGCCCCAGUAGUACUAUCGUAUCUUUUGUAUCCAGUAUUUGAGCGCGGUUAGAGCUUACCCGAGACGUGAUAGUGGCAUUCAAGUUUCGGAAUUGGACGCCUUUGAUCACCCCAGGGCCUCCAAUUUCUAUUUUUAUACGUGCCUUUACGUUAAAUGUAGUUUAUAACGAAGAAAUUCGAUCUGUAAAGAAAACCAAUUGAAUCCUUAUAUUAACUGUAAUAUACACGGCGAUUUAUUAGGUAUAACAGCGGCCUAAUAAUCCAAUUGUAAAAAAAAUUAAAACACCCUAUACGUGUGGUUGCGCUGGUAACUCAGCGCGGCGGCGAUAUCUCACUGUCCCAGCCAACUCGCCCUAGUGAAAAAUAUUAGAUUACUUAAUGUAUUAUAAGCAAUUCUUUUAACAGUAGUAUAGUAGCAAGAACAUUAUGAAUAUUGCCGAGGCUAUAAUUUACAUCAGACAAAAUAAAGA